AUGGACUGGAAGAAGAAAUCCAAGUUCCAGACAUUUAAAAAAUUGUUUGCCCGGAAAAAAAGGAAGGAGCCACAAAGUGCAGGAGUAGAAGAUGGCCUGAAGGGAAGCCAGUCGAGUGACGAUGUCAGCAAAGCUUCAGAGAAUAAUGCGCUCACUCGCUCAGAGAAGGAUAAGGGAUCUGGGUCUAAGAUCAGUUUGGGCAACAAGGCCUUGUCACACGACUCAGUUUUCGUGUCCGACUCAUCGGAAGCUAAUGAGGGUCUUGGGGCUUCUCAAGACAGCAUUAGCGGGAAAGUUAAAUCCCUUCAGCUGCAGCUGAAGCAGGCCAUCAGACUGGGUUCACCUCCAUCCCUGAUGUGUGUAAAGAAGUCAGACGAUGCUGGAACCAUGUCUGAGGAUGACGGCCUACCCUGCAGCCCACCUGAUUUUACGCCCCUUCAUUCAGUCAAGGGCAAUGGUGACAGGAACAGCUCAAACAGUCUGCAUAGGAUCGAUGGCGAUGAACAGCCGUCCUGCGCAGCCUCAAGCCGAGCCGUGAGCCCCCUGGUGGUUCCCGGGGACUUCAGCCAGCCAGCCAGUCCCUUCGUCUGUCUGGAUAACUCUGCUGCAAAGCACAAGCUGGGCCUAAGAAACAAAGCCUGCAACAAGAGGAAACCUGCCCGACGGCUGGAGCUGAAGGCGGAGGGCGACUCUGCAGUGGAGGAAGAGUUGACCGUCUCCAUGAUAGAGGCUGAAGUUUCAGAGGAACAAGAACCACAAAGGGCAGAAGAUGAGAGCGGCGAUCAGCUGAAGCCUACAGUAGAAAGUGAAGAGGAAGAGGACGACGAAGACAGCGAAGCCAAGAAGGAUUCCUCAGAAUUCCCUCGGGUGGAUAAAGAGGGAGAAGAUGAGCCGGAAGCAGAGCAGGAUGUUUCCCACGCCCCAGACGCUUCCUGUCCUCCAGAAUCUCCCGUCUCCAGCCUCUCUGAGGAGGAAGCCUCUGAUGAUCUGCAUGUUCACUCCUCCAGUUCCUCCUCCUCCUCCUGCUCUCUGGACAGUCCCAGUGUCACACCAGAGCCCCCUGCUGGUCCGAGGGAGCAUCUGACAGAUCCUCCAGGCUUUUCAGAUUCAGCUGAUAACCAAUAUGAAAGUGACUCUUCUUCAGGAGAAGACAUGGUGCAGGAAAGCAGGGAGGAGGACGGCUCCUUCUUAGAGGAGGUGCUGAGCUCCUUGAAGGCCUCUCACUCCCCUGACGUGGAGAUCAGAGGCUUUGAUCUGGAGGUGGAGAAGACAGAGGAGAAACAGGUUGAAACUGAUGAAAGAGUGGAGAUAAAGGGAGAGGAAGCAGAAGUGGAGGAUUCUGCUGGUUGUGAGGCUGCAGUCUGGUGUCCUGCCACGUCUGAUCAGACCGCAGAGGAGAACGAGCAGCAGCAGGAGGAGGAGGAGGAGGAGAACGAGGUGGAGGAAGAGGAAGAAGAGGAGGUUCCUCUCAAUUCACAGCAAGAGGAAGAGGUUGUGGUUGAAGAGGAGGUGAAAAGCACAGAGGAAGAAACUGAGGAGGAGGAGGAGGAGGAGAUUAUUGUGGAGCGAUUCCUUCAACAUAGCGACGAGGAGGAGGCAGAGGGAGGGGAAUCGGAGGAAGAGAACAACGUGGUUUUAUCUGAAACUGUUAGCCAGGAGGAGACGGAGGAGGGGAAGGAGAACCCGGAGGAGGAGAAGGCCGAAACUGUUGAGGAAAAGUGGGAGGACAGGCAGGAAGAAGAAGGCGGUGCUAAAGUGGAUGUGGUAGAAGAAGGAGAGGAUGAAGAGGAACUGAGGGAGGUGGUCCAUGAGUCGGAGGAUGAGGAGGCUCAGAGGGGCUCGCCUCUUCAGGGAGCAGCUGAAGAAGAUGACGCUGCCACAAAUACAGACGAUGGAGUACCUGCCAGGAGGGAUGAGGAGGAAGAAAUGUUGAAGGAGGACUCUGGACCUGAGGAGGAGGAGGAGGUGAUGCUCAGGGAUCAGGAAUCCGAAGAUGAAGAAGAGCAAGAGGUGGAAGGAGGUGCUUUAGAUGUAAAACAGGAGGAGCUGGAGCAGGAGAGGGAGGAAACCAGCCCCCUCAUCUAUGUGGAUCCAGUAGAAGCUUCCUCCAAACCUCCUCCUUUACCUCUUUCAGAGUCACGCUCCUCCUCCCAGUCUGAUGAAGCUCCCAUCAGCUCCCCCAGUAAGACCAGCAGCUUAAACAUCAACCUCGUCUCCCCCACCGCAGAGAAAACUGCCUCUCCACUGGAGCUCCGUCCGCCUGUCGCUGACCCAGCAGAGUCGGCUGAAACCGAGGAGCAACCAGAGGCUGAGAAAGACGAAGAAGAGCAGCGUUCAGAGCAGGAGGCCAGCCGUCCACCUCCUGCCGCCGUGCAGGAAGUAAGAUCAGAGAAGCCCACAGAUCAGAGUAAAGCCCGCUUUACCGUCGCCCCCGCCUGGCAGAGGUUACAGAAUGCCCCCGCAUCCCCGUCUGCUGGACCAGCCCCCCAGGACGGCGAGCUGGAGGCUGCGGGUCCGAAGGAUCCGGAGCUGAAGGCAGAGCCCAGCAGCCCGGCGAAGGCUGAGCCGCUGCAGAGUCCAGGCAGGGGGAGGAGCUCAGGAAGCUUUACUUCCAAACUGCAAAGCUCCACACCGACUGAACCCCCGACUGCAGCAAGAGCAGCAGAGGGCGCUGCAGCGGCGGAGGCCAACCCCAACAGUCCUUUCGGAGUUCGGCUGAGGAAGACGACGGCUCUGCUGCGGCUCGGCUCAGAAGAGGCCAAUUCAGAGCCUCAAGUUGAGUCGCCAACCCAUGUGCCCUCCUUUAAAAAUGAGUCACCACAACCAAUCAGCAACAAGCCCGCUCUCAGCCAACCAAUCAGCAACAAGCCCUCUGUCAGCCAACCAAUCAGCAACAAGCCCGCUCUCAGCCAACCAAUCAGCAACAAGCCUGCUCUCAGCCAACCAAUCAGCAACAAGCCUGCUCUCAGCCAACCAAUCAGCAACAAGCCUGCCCUUCCUAAAAAGCCAGAGGUCCCUGGAGACGCUGGAGUCAAACUGAGGCGCAUCUCAGAACCGGCUUCACCCCGAGGUGCUUCAGGUGGAUCCGACCCUCCCAGCUGGAUCUCUGUGGCCAAACAGAAACAGAAGGUCUAUAAAGAAACCCCACUGAAUGAGAUCACUGUCAAGAAGGAGGAACAGGAGAAAAAGCCGACGAGUCUGAGUAACAGCAAACCGGUUGGAGCCUCCAGCAAAGUUGCCGUAGAAAAGGAGAACAGAAGGACCCUCUCUGUUGCGACCCCAGUACCACCUCAGACACCCAAACCCCAGGCUCCCCCCACCCCAGCGAAGCCCACACCCCACACAGACUCGCCCCGGAUGCCCCCCUCCUCUCCCGCUCCAGCAUCCACACCCUUGAAGUCUCCCGCUUCCACGACGCCGUCUGUUCCCUCCAAACCCCGCUCACUCACCUCCCCGCCCUUUUCACCAUCGGCCGUCCCAGAAAAGCCCGCCUCCAGACCCUCGGCGCUCUCCCGGCAGGGGGGCUCGCCUUCCACUGCCCUGCCGCAGGACGAGCCACCCUGGAUGGCGCUCGCCAAGAAGAAGGCCAAAGCCUGGAGCGAGAUGCCGCAGAUUGUUCAGUGACGGGUCGAUGCUGUAGGCUCUGGCACUGCGUUUGGCUUCAGGCUUUCUGAUUGGACCUGCAGCCUCUGAUUAACCUCUUGCUUCGCCACCGCUACGCUGUCCGGAUGCUGUAUCCAGAUUACUUUUAGCCCUAUUGCUGUCAAAUACGGUGCCUAAAAUGAGAUGAAUAACAGGAAACCACUCAGCUGUAAAUGUUAACUUUAUCUAAAUCAAUAGACCAGACCAGGUCUGCUAAGGACGCAUGAGAGGAAAACAUCUUGGCGGCAGCAGAAAGACGAAGGGGUAAGGUCAGGUUCAUCCUGGAAGGAGCGGACAUAUUACAGAAAGUCUUCCAGGAUCACUAGUUGCUCUCUAACAUUAUUUACAGAAGCUAAACUAAUGAUUGCUGCAUCAGCAGGUGCAGAUUAUUCAUUCUGAUGUCAGUAGAUUCCAGUUUUACUGUAUUUUCAUUUUUUUCUAGGAGUUUCUGUUUUUUUCAGUUCUUAAACCACAGGAUACAUGCUAACAUCCCACAGACGUGAUCUCUCCUGUCCAGUAGUGAAAGGGAGCGGCUUUGCACCACCACUCAGUUUCAGUGAUUAGGGUGAUGGUCAAGAGGAGAGCAAGAGACUUUUUGUCAAACAGUAACUAUAAAUGUGUUCCAUUUUUUUUAUUUUGUAUCGCCUUUGGAGAAAUUGUCUUGUACAUAAAAUGUACAGUUA
Molecule: messenger RNA, 4325 nt
Organism: Cyprinodon variegatus (sheepshead minnow)
Lineage: Eukaryota; Metazoa; Chordata; Actinopteri; Cyprinodontiformes; Cyprinodontidae
Product: FK506-binding protein 5-like
Exons: 15
Coding region: 1-3624 (1207 amino acids)
Source: RefSeq, a predicted model, not a curated record